AUGAAUGGAGUAUUGUUUUUGUUGUUAUUCUCAUACCGUCAGACGUUUGAUGACUCCACCUCAAGAUUUACCAGGAUUUGGGAAAGAGUUACCCUUUUCUUGCAGCAGAUAGGUGGAGAAAACUUUAUUCCAUUCAGCUUGGAAUCACUAAAAUUUCUGUGUUGUCUUUUUUUGUUGCAGAUAGCUGCUGCUUUAUGGUGGUAUUAUGUCUCUAAAGGAAUUGAAUAUUUGGAUACAGUAUUCUUCAUCCUGAGGAAGAAAUUUAACCAAAUUAGUUUCCUUCAUGUCUAUCACCAUUUCACCAUGUUCACCUUGUGGUGGAUUGGUAUUAAGUGGGUUGCAGGAGGACAAGCUUUUUUUGGAGCUCAGAUGAAUGCAUUUAUUCAUGUCAUUAUGUACAUGUAUUAUGGAUUAGCUGCCUGUGGACCUAAAUUUCAGAAGUACCUGUGGUGGAAGCGAUACUUGACCAUAUUGCAAUUGGUGCAGUUCCAUGUGACUAUUGGCCACACAGCCUUGUCUAUUUAUAUUGAUUGUCCUUUCCCUAAAUGGAUGCACUGGGGUGUAAUUUUCUAUGCUGUCACCUUCAUUUUCCUGUUUGGUAAUUUCUACUAUCGGACAUAUAAGCUGCCCAAGGAACCUGUAAAGAAUGGCAAAAUAGCAAAUGGUGCUGUUGCAAAUGGAGUAAACAAACCAGAAAAUAAUGCAGUGGUGGAAAAUGGAAAAAAGCAGAAAAAGGGAAAAGCAAAAGGAGAGUAACUUGAUCCAGGCCUUAACCAUUGUUGGCAGUGAGGAACCUCCGGUUUGGUUUAUAAAAGGAAGAAAAAACCACUAUCUGUACCAAUUAACCUUAGGUUACUGAAGAGCUAGAACACAGAUAUUUUCAUUAUUUAUGAAGAUUGUUUUAAGAACAACACUAAAGUUGAAUUUCUAUUGUAAUUAUGUAAUUAUCAUGCAUAUGGUCUCUGUGUAAACUUGUAGACUGCUGGUGUUGGUGAAUGUAAGGAAGAAUUGCAGUUGAUUCCAUGUUUAGCAGUCCAAAGUUAAUACUACCAUUGAUACAGGCAGUUUUGUUGGCACCCACAUUUCUUUGGGGGGUGGGGGGGGAGGGAAGGAAAGGAAGUAGCAUUUGGAUACUUGUGUUUUCUUUCCAGAAAAUUAUUAAAUUUCAAAUUAUGACAUAUUAUCUAAUCAGAAUGUGCAACUUUUCUUGUCCUCCUUGAAGAGUAUCUUCAGACGCAUUAUGUUUAUGUGCUGUCAGAACAGUGUUUGACUUUUCAGACAUUACUUGAUUUAACUCAGUGUCUGUUACAGUUUUUGGUUUGGUUUUUUGGUUUGGUUUUUUUUUUUUUCCUCGUGUGGAAAUAUACCUACCUCUUCAUCUGCUGGAAAGAAUAUUGAGCAUUAAAUAACUGGUUUCUGAAA
Messenger RNA from Tauraco erythrolophus (red-crested turaco), 1422 nucleotides. The record is from RefSeq and is a predicted model, not a curated record. Lineage: Eukaryota; Metazoa; Chordata; Aves; Musophagiformes; Musophagidae.